Colossoma macropomum (tambaqui) is the source of this 1892-nucleotide messenger RNA. It is a transcript of the gene pi4k2a, whose product is annotated as phosphatidylinositol 4-kinase type 2 alpha. Lineage: Eukaryota; Metazoa; Chordata; Actinopteri; Characiformes; Serrasalmidae. The transcript is spliced from 9 exons. Gene Ontology annotation, cellular component: trans-Golgi network; plasma membrane; endosome. Gene Ontology annotation, molecular function: 1-phosphatidylinositol 4-kinase activity. The record is from RefSeq and is a predicted model, not a curated record. Gene Ontology annotation, biological process: phosphatidylinositol phosphate biosynthetic process; endosome organization; Golgi organization. The coding region runs from base 121 to 1476 and encodes 451 amino acids.
GUGCGGCAGCAUCGUUCCGAUAACGGAGGGACGCGGACAGACGACGGAUUCGGCUCGGCGGACUCGGCUCGGCUCUGUUUUCUUUCUCCUUCCUUCCUCCACCUCCUCCCCUCCUCCUCCAUGGACGAGACGAGCCCGCUGGUCUCGCCUCUCCGCGACUCCGGCGACUUCACCUACCGCCCGGCCGAGCCGCCGAGUCCCCGGGCCGGAUUUGGCGGAGCGCCGGGAACCGUGGUCCGCAUUCCGGCGGGAAGCCCCGGCCGCAGCCGAGACCGAGAGAGGCAGCCGCUGCUGGACCGGGACCGGGGAGGCUCCCCCCGCGGCGGCGGCGUUCACCGGAACGAGUUCUCCGAGGACCCGGAGUUCCGAGAGAUCGUCCGGAAAGCGGAGCGAGCCAUAGAGGACGGGAUCUACCCGGAGAGGAUCUACCAGGGAUCCAGCGGGAGCUACUUCGUCAAAGACUCGCAAGGGAAGAUCAUCGGAGUGUUUAAGCCGAAGAACGAGGAGCCGUACGGUCAGCUGAACCCCAAAUGGACCAAAUGGCUGCAGAAGCUCUGCUGCCCAUGCUGUUUCGGUCGAGACUGCCUUGUGCUGAAUCAGGGCUACCUUUCUGAGGCAGGAGCCAGUUUAGUGGACCAGAAACUGGAGCUCAACAUAGUACCACGAACCAGAGUGGUGUAUUUGUCGAGUGACACGUUUAACUACAGUGCCAUAGACAGAGUGAAGUCUCGAGGUAAAAGGCUCGCUCUGGAGAAAGUGCCCAAGGUCGGACAGCGCUUCCACAGAAUCGGCCUGCCGCCAAAGGUCGGCUCAUUCCAGCUCUUCGUAGACGGGUAUAAAGAUGCUGAUUUCUGGUUGCGGCGGUUUGAGGCAGAACCGUUACCGGAAAACACGAACCGGCAGCUCCAGCUGCAGUUUGAACGACUGGUGGUGCUGGAUUACAUCAUCCGCAACACAGAUCGAGGCAACGACAACUGGCUUAUAAAAUACGACUGUCCUAUGGACACAUCAGGCAACAGGGACACUGACUGGGUGGUAGUAAAGGAUCCUAUCAUUAAAAUAGCAGCCAUUGAUAACGGCCUGGCCUUUCCAUUAAAACACCCUGACUCCUGGAGAGCCUAUCCGUUUUACUGGGCGUGGCUGGCGCAGGCGAAGGUGCCGUUUUCUCAGGAGAUCCGUGAGCUCGUUCUGCCCAAACUGUCUGACCCCAACUUCGUCAAAGAUCUGGAGGAGGACCUGUACGAACUGUUUAAGAAAGAUCCAGGUUUCGACAGAGGGCAGUUCCACAAGCAGAUCUCAGUGAUGAGGGGACAGAUUCUGAAUCUGAGUCAGGCUCUGAAGGACGGUAAAACUCCGCUGCAGCUCGUUCAGAUGCCCCCCGUCAUCGUGGAGACGGCGCGGGCGCCGCAGCGCGCCAACACCGAGUCGUACACACAGAGUUUCCAGAGCAGACGGCCGUUCUUCACGUGGUGGUGAAGGCCGUGCGGAGACCACCGCGGUGAGGCGCUGGACUGGAUUUGACCGGUUGGAUUCGUGGACAGAUGACAGAAAAUGAAGAGGAAGCUGGUGGAGGAGGCGCAGCAGAGGGUCGCUUCAUUUAGCUGUAUUUGUCUUCUGAAUCAGUCACUGUCUGCUCCUCUUCAAGGAGAUAAAGAUACCAUAGGAACUACUCGCCGCUUACAGCUCUGAGAAGGAGCUGCUCUACCGUAGACAGACCUGCAGUGGACGUGAGCACCAUCACGAGGCUGCAGUCGGCUUCCUGCUCACCAGCUGCUUCUUACGAUUUUCCGUUCCACCUUAAAUGGUGCAGCAGUUACAUUCUAGCAAAUCAGUCAUUCCACCUUAAAUGGUAGAGCAGUUACAUUCAUACGGCACCAUUUAAAGUGGAACAG